AUGUCCAGCCGUCUCCCUGUCAACGUCCGACCAGUGCAUUACGACCUGGGUCUAGAGCUAGAUCUUGAGACAUGUCAAUUCCAAGGAACAGUUGAUAUUAGGCUUGUCGUACAAGAGACGACGUCGAUGAUCACCCUGCAUGCCGUUGAUCUGGCAAUCCACGAUCCCAGGAUCUCCGGCGUGGAGAUUCCCAUGGCCAGCCUGUCUCACAAUGCAGAGAAUCAAACGGCGAGCAUCAAACUGGAGCAGCCAUUGAGCAGUGGAGAAACAGCCACCCUCUCGCUGCGCUUCACAGGCACCCUCGACGAGCGUAUGGCCGGUCUGUAUCUCUCACGCUACACAGACGCCAACGACAAGACACACCGUCUGGCCGUCACGCAGAUGGAGCCCACGUAUGCGAGACGGGCGUUCCCCUGUUUCGACGAGCCGGCGCUCAAAGCCAGCUUCGCCGUAACGGUGAUUGCCGCGUCGCAUCUGGCCUGCCUGAGCAACAUGGACGUGAAGAGCGUGGAGUAUAUCACCAGUAAUACAAAAAGAGUGACAUUCUCCACCUCCCCGGCCAUGUCAACGUACAUCGUCGCCAUUCUCGUCGGCGAGCUGGACAUGCUCGAGACGGACACGGCGCGCAUCCCCGUGCGUCUCGUCGCAGCGCCGGGCAGGGAGAUCGACAGGCUCGGACCCUUUGCAUUGGACUUGACGGCCCGUACGCUGGCCUUGUACGAGCAACGCUUCGACAGCCCGUUCCCCCUGUCCAAGAUGGACAUCGUCGCGGUGCCGGACUACGUCGGCGCCAUGGAGAACUGGGGGUUGCUCGUCUACCGCGAAGCAGACGUGCUGGUGGACGUGGCGUCUUCAACCGCCAAACAGCGAGUCGUGCCUUUGAUCCAGCAUGAGUUGGCGCAUCAAUGGUUUGGGAAUCUGGUCACCAUGGAAUGGUGGGAUGGCCUCUGGUUGAACGAAGGCUUCGCCGACUGGAUGUCCCGGUACGCCUGCGAUGCCUUGUACCCCGACUGGCGCGUGUGGGAGAUGUACGUGGCCGAGAGUCUGCAGCGGGGAUUAUCUCUCGACUCGCUGCGCAGCUCGCAUCCCCUGCAGGUGGCGAUCCAUCGAGAAGAAGAGAUCGGGCAGAUCUUCGACGCCAUCUCGUACACCAAGGGGGCCUGCAUCCUGCGCAUGAUUGCCGGGUUUCUCGGCCAAGACGAGUUCCUGCGCGGCGUGCAGCUGUACAUCAGACGCCAUGCGUUUGGAACCGCCACGACGGACGAUCUAUGGGAUGCCUUGACGCAGAGCAGCGGCGGCAAACAGGAUGUUCGCCAGCUGAUGUCUGUCUGGACGUCGCGCGUGGGAUUCCCCGUGCUGACCGUGACGGAGGAUGCGACGGCGAACACGGUCCACGUCAGACAGAACCGCUUCCUAGCAACGGGCGAUGUACAGCCCGACGAGGACGAGACUUUGUAUCCCGUCUUUCUGGGGCUGCGCACCUCGACCGGCGUGGACAGCAAGAUCCACAAGACCCUGCUGCUGACGGACCGCGAAUGUACGCUCAAGCUCGACAGUCUGGACUUCUUCAAGCUGAACGCAGACCACACGGGCUUCUAUCGAACGGCAUAUACCCCGUCCCGACUGCGUCGACUGGGCCAGGCCGCGCGACAACGCCGGCUGCCCGUGGUCGACCGCGUCGGCCUCGUCGCCGAUGCAGCUGCUCUAGCCGCGGCGGGAUACCAAGGGACGACGAGCGUGCUGGCGCUGCUGCAGGAAUUGCAGUCCGAACCAGAGUACUUUGUGUGGAAGCAGAUGGUGGCCAGCCUUGCCUCGAUCCGCGCCGCGUGGAUCUUCUCCCCCGACGAGACGAUGCAGCGCGCUCUGCACUCGUUUGAACGACAACUGGUCAGCGCCAAAGCCCACCAGCUCGGCUGGGUGAUCGACGACGACGACGACGACGACACCCACGACAGCCAUCUCAGCCGACAGUUCAAGACCCUGCUGUUCGAGAGCGCGGUGCGAGCGGGCGACGAGCGCGCCCACGAAGCUGCGAUGGAGAUGUUCCGGCGCUUCCAAACCGACCGGACCGCCAUCCACGCCGAUCUGCGCGCCGCCGUGUUUGCAGCAGCCAUCAUGACAGGCGGCGAGGAGGCGUAUCACCUCGUUCUCAACGAAUACCGGACCGCGCCGACGAGCGACCAGCGCAUCACUGCCCUCCAAGCCCUGGGCGAGGCGCGCGACCCGCUUCUCCUCCAGCGCACGAUCGACAUGCUUCUCUCUUCCGAAGUGCGGCUGCAGGACAUGCACGUUCCGAUGCGGUCGCUCUGUACGCAUCGUGACGGCAUCCUCGCGCUGUGGGAGUGGCUCACGCUCCACUGGGAGACGGUGCAGAGCCGACUCUCUGUUGGACUGGUUCUGUUCGGGAUGGUGGUCGGGCUGUGUACGAGCGGAUUCACGACCGACGAGCAGCGAGAACAGGUGCAGAGAUUCUUCCAGGAUAAAGCGUGCGACCUGUUCGACAAGGCGUUGCAGCAGAGUCUGGACGAGGUGAGAAUGAAGGCUCGCUGGGUGCAGAGGGAUGCAGAGGAAGUCAAGAGAUGGCUGCAUCGAGAGGGAUAUCCUAUCGACAUGGUGCCCAAGCAGUCGCUGCCUCGUUAUGCAGUCGGUCUGGCUAUACUGGGGCAGAUGUACAUGCUCGGGAGAUAUUUCUUUUGA
This is a messenger RNA of Penicilliopsis zonata CBS 506.65, 2697 nucleotides long. RefSeq lists its product as hypothetical. Gene Ontology annotation, molecular function: zinc ion binding; metalloaminopeptidase activity; peptide binding. Gene Ontology annotation, biological process: peptide catabolic process; proteolysis. Bases 1 to 2697 code for a protein of 898 amino acids. NCBI's taxonomy places the organism in Eukaryota, Fungi, Ascomycota, Eurotiomycetes, Eurotiales, Aspergillaceae. The transcript is spliced from 3 exons. The record is from RefSeq and is a predicted model, not a curated record. Gene Ontology annotation, cellular component: cytoplasm.